Molecule: messenger RNA, 1304 nt
Organism: Balaenoptera ricei (Rice's whale)
Lineage: Eukaryota; Metazoa; Chordata; Mammalia; Artiodactyla; Balaenopteridae
Gene: ALG14
Product: ALG14 UDP-N-acetylglucosaminyltransferase subunit
Exons: 6
Coding region: 206-994 (262 amino acids)
Biological process (GO): dolichol-linked oligosaccharide biosynthetic process
Cellular component (GO): UDP-N-acetylglucosamine transferase complex
Source: RefSeq, a predicted model, not a curated record
GGGCGCAGAAUCCCGCCGGGCACCCAGCGGAGUGGUCUGAGGCCAGGCUUCCGCCUCUGGCCCUGAACUCCUCCCACCACCAACAAGCCCCGCCCACCAAGGGGCCCACACCACGAGUUUGGGUCUCCGCAGCGCCCGUAGUUUUGAACUUUCACCGCUCCUGCGGCCGGCGCCGGGGGAUAGCACGCAUGCGUCUUGUCUUCGAAUGGGUGGCACCCUUAUCCUCGCGGCGGCGGCAGGAAUCGUGGCCGUGCUGCUGGCAGUGCGGCUAUGGGUAGUGCUGCGUCCCCGCGCCGCUGUGCCCCGGCGGUCUCUCAGCCUCUUGGUGGUGGCUGGGUCCGGUGGUCAUACCACUGAGAUCCUGAGGCUGCUCGAGAACUUGUCCGAUGCUUACUCUCCUAGACAUUAUAUCAUUGCUGACACUGAUGAAAUGAGUGCCCAUAAAAUAAAUUCUUUUGAAGUAAAUCGAGCUGAUAGAAACCCCAGUGCUGUGUUUCCCGAAUACUAUAUUCACCGCAUUCCCAGAAGCCGGGAGGUCCAGCAGUCCUGGCUGUCCACGGUACUCACCACCUUGUACUCUCUGUGGCUCUCCUUCCCCCUGACUCACCGAGUGAAGCCAGAUUUGGCUCUUAAAAGAGGACCUGAGAACCUGCUGCCCCAACAGAAGAUGCUUGGACUGUGGCCCAGCAGUGCCCUCGGCAGGAUUUGUGGGAGGAGAGAAGACUGCAGUUCAGUCAAAAGAGCCACUGUUGAUCUUGAAAGAACAUCAGCCAUACAGAUGACACAAGGGACUGUACCUCAUGCUGCUUUUGUGCCUUGCUCCACUCUUGGUCACACCUACCACAGCUCAGGACAGAAUGUAGCCAUUAAGGCCUCAACCCAGACCACGGAGGUGAACUGUAUUUUCCAAAGUUGGCCAGCCACAUGCUCUGAAUAUGACCUGGCCGCUUCCUCACGCAGAAGUGGAGUCUGUUUGCUCUCCCUUGGAAUUUAAACCGGCCACCAGAAUGCAGCGAGAGUGGGAAGUGACAUUCUAACUCAGACAUUCCUCGGGGGAUGCCCUCACAGAACGCAGUCACCAGGCUGUGAGAAGCACAAGCCCCACGGAGAGGCCAGGUGUAGGUGUUCAAGGUCACGGUCACAGCUGAGCACAGGCUUUGCGUCAUCUCAGUCCAGGUGCUAGACGUGUGAGGGGAGGAGCCUCCAGAUGAUUCCAGCCCCGCCAUUUGAGUCACUCCCAGCCUUUCUAAUCCUCCCAGCUGAGGCUCAAACACCAUGGAGCAGAGAAAAGCCCUCCCUUCUGU